AUGAAUACCUUGCUCUCUGUCGGACGCAGUAUCAUCACAUCUGCACCUCGAAUAGUAUCAGCCCGUCAAACAAUGGUGACAGUUCGUACGAUGGCUUCAGUUUCUACCAUCAACAUGCCACGUGAUCCAAACACCUUGUCAAAUUACAACAAUUGGAGAACGAAGCAUACUAUCGCCGAUUUGGCCAUUGAUUUCACGAAACAGCGAGUUCAUGGCACAGUUACACUACAGCUUGAAUCUAUUACGGAUAAGGAAUCUGAAGAGAUAAUCCUCGAUACUAGUUUCGUUGAUGUGCAAAAUGUUGCAGUUGACGGAAAUAAGACUGGUGAAUGGACUCUCCAAAAACGCAUUGAACCAUUCGGCAGUCCUCUUUCUGUGAAGGUCCCCGGUGGAGCAGCAAAGGGUACUAUCAUUGCACUCGACAUUACGCUAUCAACUACCGACAAAUGCACAGCUCUCCAAUGGCUCACUCCCGCUCAGACCUCGAACAAAAAGUUCCCAUACAUGUUCUCUCAAUGCCAAGCCAUUCAUAACCGCUCGAUCUUCCCGUGUCAAGACACUCCUGAUGUAAAGAGCACAUAUGAUUUCCGUAUUCGCUCUCCUCUUCCCGUUCUUGCCAGUGGCUUGCCCCGUGGUGCAACCUCAUUUGUUCAUGGCGAAAAUGGAGAAUCCGGAACUCUUCUCUACUCCUUUUACCAAGAAAUUCCUAUGCCAUCUUAUCUCUUUGCUCUCGCAUCAGGUGACAUUGCUACUGCAUCUAUCGGUCCACGUUCCCUCGUUUCUACUGGUCCAGAAGAACUCAUUGGUGCUAAAUGGGAACUCGAGAGAGAUACUGAGAAGUUUAUUGAGACUAUAGAGAAAAUCGUCUAUCCUUACGAAUGGACCCAAUACAAUGUUUUGGUCUUACCACCAAGUUUCCCUUAUGGUGGCAUGGAAAAUCCAGUAUUUACUUUUGCUACUCCUACUAUUAUUAGUGGAGAUAGAGAAAAUGUUGAUGUGAUUGCUCAUGAGUUGGCUCAUAGUUGGAGUGGUAACUUGGUCUCCAAUGCUAGUUGGGAACAUUUCUGGUUGAACGAGGGGUGGACAGUCUAUUUAGAAAGAAGAAUCAUUGCUGCUGUUCAUGGUGAAGCAUAUAGAGACUUCUCUUCCAUUAUCGGGUGGAAAGCUCUUGAGGAUUCUGUCAAACUCUAUGGCGAAGAUCAUGAAUUCACCAAGUUGGUUGUCGAUCUGAAGGGUAAGGACCCAGAUGAUGCCUUUAGCAGUGUUCCAUAUGAGAAGGGUUUCCAUUUCCUCUACUAUCUUGAGAGACUUGUAGGUAAACCAUCCUGGGAUAAAUUCAUCCCACAUUAUUUCACCACUUGGAAGAAGAAGUCUCUCGACUCUUAUGAUUUUAAGGCCACGCUUCUUGAUUUCUUCGCUUCCGAUUCAACUGCUACUAAAGCUCUCGAGUCGGUUGAUUGGGAUUCUUGGUUCUACAAGCCAGGUCUUCCCCCAAAGCCAGAUUUUGAUACAAGCUUGGUCGACAAAUGCUAUGCUCUAGCAAAGAAAUGGGAAUCAAAGGAUUUCACACCCUCCCCAUCCGAUAUUGAAGGUUGGGCCGCAAACCAAGUAGUUGUCUUCCUCCAACAGGUCCAACUCUUCACUACCCCUCUCACCUCAGCUCAAAGUCAAGCAAUGGGUAAAGCUUAUGAUCUUGUCAAUACUAAAAACGUCGAACUUAGCUCCCGCUAUUUUGGUGUUGGCUUAGCUGCAAAUGAUGAAUCAGUAUAUCAACCUACUGCAGAGUUGUUGGGCAAGGUUGGUAGAAUGAAGUUCGUUCGAACACUUUACAGAAAAUUGGUCGUUGUUGAUAGAAAGUUGGCCGUGGAAACCUUUGAGAAGAACAAGGAUUUCUAUCAUCCAAUUUGUAGAGAUCAAGUAGAGAAGGAUUUGAAAGAGUAGAAAAGAAAAGUGAGAAUGUGGUAAGGGAAUGUGCAUGAGCGUGUCGAAAAGCGGAUAUCCUGUGCUGCGAGUUUCUGAUAAUGAUGCAGACUAUCAAUAUAUGCAUAUCACAGCUUGUGAUUGCUCAAAAUACAGUUGAUAAAUGAUAAGCUUUGCCACUUG
Molecule: messenger RNA, 2103 nt
Organism: Botrytis porri
Lineage: Eukaryota; Fungi; Ascomycota; Leotiomycetes; Helotiales; Sclerotiniaceae
Exons: 5
Coding region: 1-1941 (646 amino acids)
Biological process (GO): proteolysis
Cellular component (GO): cytosol
Molecular function (GO): zinc ion binding; aminopeptidase activity; metallopeptidase activity
Source: RefSeq, a predicted model, not a curated record